Molecule: messenger RNA, 2310 nt
Organism: Porites evermanni
Lineage: Eukaryota; Metazoa; Cnidaria; Anthozoa; Scleractinia; Poritidae
Source: the annotation of a GenBank genome assembly
UCAGAGUGGGAGUAUGAUAGCGGGGAAAGCGAUUUAGAGCUUACAAGUCAUUCAUUCUGCGGCCACCCGAAAGAUAUUCGAUUUUUGUUUUUCUACAAGUGAUUGUAUUUUAAUUUUAUAUCCACGAAAGUAUCUCGGUGUUGUUUUAUUGAGCAACAUUUUAUAAUUUUCAGGAAGUUCUCCUUGUCGAAAUCUUUUUUGUCCUGUCAGAACACCAAAGAAGCUGAAGAAGGCAUCGAUGAAGCUAGGUACUACUAUAUGCCAUAUCAAAUCUUCAAAUUUAUUUAAACUUACUAUAUAUUAAGCUUAACUAUUACUUUGUUUUUUUUUUUUUUCGUAAAGAGGUGGAUAAAGGAGUUGUAGGCAAAGGAAAGAAUAAGACCUGUAGGGCAAACCUGUCCACUUUAAUUUGACUGUUGUGUAAGGUGAUGAUAGUAAGCUUAUUUCUAAUGCCUUCAUACUUAGUGUUUUGCUUAAAACAAAUUUAUUUUGUAGGAUGUUCUCCUCGUUUGAACGUUAUCUCCCAUGGAAACAGAUGAUUCCAUACGGUCCUUCAACAAAGACGAACCAGCAAAAGAGGUUAAAGGAAAUUGGUACAUGUACAACUGUACAAUGUAUUUACCGUUGUUACCCAGUUUAAUUUUAAAGUAGGGCAUAAAUUAUUGAAUGAGGUAGAGUACGAUGCGAAAGAUUGUGCAAAUUGAAUAGAAUGAUGCCCACCUCAGAUCACCAUAAUUCUGCACAUCACAUAAAAACCAAAUAACAAUUAUUGUGUUGUUUUUCAUUGUAAACAUUUCUAUAUUUGUAAACUUUUAAAAAAAACUUUGGCCUAUUCCCAGCACAGUUCCAGGAUAUCUGAAGGCGUUUUUUCUUGCAUAUACUUCACAAAACGUAGAUAAUAUUCAUCAAAAAACAUGAUUUCCAGUCUUAGUCAGAUAAUUUAGCUAUUUCAUCUUGGUAUAGGUGUAAACACACAUAUUUCGUUCACUCAAUAUUGCCCAAGCAGCCUUGUCGCUAGGCAAAUAUACCAUGUACUAACCCUGCUUCUAAAACCAUAUAUCAUGGGAUCAAGGGUAUAUUGCUUGCAUCCUCCAAAUAUGAAAAGUACCUGUUGGUUAUAAAUUAGCUGGGGGCUUGAGCCAAUUGAAAAUGGUUACGUAUUUUGAAUGAACAACAAUAAUUGACAUAUUUAUUUAUUUAUCUUCGAAAGUUCGCCUCGUGCCCAUCCUCUUUAUCUCUAUACUAUAACUUAAGCUUAAUUCUGACUUUGUCUUUUUGAAGAUCUGGAAAUAAAAGCCACUGGAAAUAAAAUGACCUUUAGGGUAAACCUGAAGCUAUUUAAAAUUUGUCUGCUGCGCAUUUAAUGAUUUUGCAGGACAUUCUUCUCGUUCUUCUUUUAUAUAUUCUGUAAAAAAGGACACAAGGACAUUGCCAAACAGUCCAUCAGUGAAGACCAGUCAGCAGAAGAGACUGAAAAAAUAGGUUAAACUUUGCAAUGUAUUCAUUUAUAUCACUGUUUUUACACUGAGGCUAAAUCCAACAAAUAUAAUAAUAAUUUCUUAUCCAAUCUUUCAGCUGAUUAUUGUAUACCUGGGAAUGUAAUUCUUACUUUAAUUAAAUAAAUAGUUAUAUUUGCUUAUUUGAAAAAUUCCAACUAUUUCAUUAUUGCUACACAGCAAUUUUAAACUAGGCAACCUUAACAGCAUAUUAUAGUCUUGUUAUAAAUUAAAUCUGCCAGUAUUUCAUUUUUUGAUCCCAGUGAGUUUUAUAUUGGGACAGGCAGAAAAAGAGGGGAAGGGUGGGCUUAAAGGGGGUGUGGUGCAUAUUAUUUAAUUUAUUGCAGGCACAAAGUAUUAAUACAAUAAGAUAGCAUUUAUAGAUCUACAAAGUAAUAAUAUUUUCUUAAUAGGGUCUUACAUUUGCACUAAAAUUCAUGGUGUCCAUCCUUAAUCAGGUAAAAACCUAUCAUUAUAAAGCAAUCAUGUUAUAAUUUCACUCUUUAGGUUGAAAUAUUUUUUAUUUUAUACAAAUGGUUUCGAUUUUCUAAUCAUGAGCCACAUUUGUAUGUACCCGUUAACACGGUUAAUUUUCUACCUGGUUCAAAUAUUUUUUGUUUUUAAUUUAUUAAAUUUCAGGUAUUUUAAUGAGAAACUUACUGGGAAAAAAAGAAUAAAGGAACCAAACACUGGUGGCAUGGCACAAGAAGAGAAGCCUGCAGGGAGAGAGAGAGAAGGGAAGAAAAGAAGAACUGCUGCCCAAGUUCAUGAUUUUUUCAGUUCAAAGAUGCAAUGCCAAAUAAAGUAUUUUUUA